AUGUUCUUUUCUUCUGUAUCAGCUCUUCUUUUUCGCGUUAAAGCAGCCCAAACUGCUGGUUUUUCUGAUUGUUUGUCUGCCACUGCGUCGAGUGCUGUUGCUGUUGAUCCUGCACGUUGUAGCUUUAUUUUUGAUGCGUGUAUAAAAGAUAAAACAAAAAAUACAAAAAAUACAGUGGAUUCUGCACUAAAAGAAACUUCUAGUUCUUCUGUCAACGCUUCUGCUUUAUUUGUCUAUAUACUUGAUUUAUCUCCUGAUGCUUCUUUUUCUCAGGUGCACCAGUUACUACAUGUUUUAUACGCUUCUUCAGAGAAAAGCAGGUCCUUUUUUUACCCAAAGGCGCCUCAGAUAUUCGUUAUUAUUGCCAAUUGGUGUGGUUAUUCCUUGUUUGAUCAGCCAUACAAGUGGGCUGAUAUUUAUAUUCUUUGUGAAGAUGAUGUACAAUUUGUCCCGGAAAGGCUGCAAACAUGUAUUCAUCUGAUCAGCUGCAAACAGGAUGAUCACGUGACUUCUGCUUUGGGUCACGUGACAGGAGUAGAGCAGGAAGCAAAGGAAAAGGUGCAAAGAUACAAAAAAGUGGCAGUUGGGGGCACAUUUGAUCAUCUCCAUGCGGGACACAAAGUGCUGCUGACGAUGUCGGCAUGGAUCAGUAAUGAGAGGGUGAUGUGUGGAGUAUCAGGUAAGAAGUAUAACACACAGAAUAGUAGGAAAAAAGUAGAAAAUAUGAAUGGAAAGGAGAAAAAAGGAUAUAUUUGUAAAAAUGAUCUGUGUGCUAGUUGUGCAUAUUUAGUGUUGCUAAUAAAAAAAGCGGAAAAAAUGCUAGAGACAAAGAAAUACAAGGAAUGGAUUGAGCCAAUUGAGAAUAGGAUAAAGAAUGUACAAUCCUUUUUUAGCAUUAUAAAUAAAAGACUUGUGUGUUCGGUGAAGCCGAUUUAUGAUGUCUAUGGUGCAACGAUAAUUGAUAAAGACAUUGAAGCAAUUGUAGUAUCAGAAGAGACAAGAAAAGGUGGAGAGAUGGUAAAUGAGGAGCGUGUGCGUAGGAAUAUGAAACCACUAGAUUUAUUUUGUAUUAACGUGAUUCCUGAUAUCGAAGAAAGAUCUGGUUUGAAACUGAGCAGUGUGAGCAUUCGUGAGAAAAUGACGAAAAACAGUAGUUAG
This is a messenger RNA of Pneumocystis jirovecii RU7, 1158 nucleotides long. RefSeq lists its product as uncharacterized. The record is from RefSeq and is a predicted model, not a curated record. Bases 1 to 1158 code for a protein of 385 amino acids. Gene Ontology annotation, molecular function: dephospho-CoA kinase activity. Gene Ontology annotation, biological process: coenzyme A biosynthetic process. The transcript is spliced from 3 exons. Lineage: Eukaryota; Fungi; Ascomycota; Pneumocystomycetes; Pneumocystales; Pneumocystaceae.